UUAAUGUCAGCAAAUAGUAGUAGUAACAGUAGCUUUGUUAAAUGCUCCUCAGGUAAUUCAAUUUCUUUAAAGAAAUCACAAUUAAGCACUCUAAAUGGGUCAAGUAGUAUAAGUAGGGGUGCGCUAUCAUCAUCAUCAAACUCCUCAUUAAACAAUUCUUUCCAAUUAGAAUUAAAGCAACAUUUAAAAAGAAAACAAGAAUCAAACCAAUCUAAUGAAAAAAAAGAAAAAUUUGAACAAAAAAAACAUAAAACACCAAAACCUAUGGAUGAACCAAGUCCAAAUGCCUCAAAUUCUAUUAAGGUAACUUUUCAAUUUAGUGGCACAGGUAAAAAAGUUUCAAGAUAUUUCCAAUCAAACUGUAAGGUUGAAGUGUUAAAAGAAUAUAUAGAAUGGUUAUCUUUGCAAGAACCUCAAUUAUUCGAUAGCUCUUUUAAACUCUCUGAUGAAUCUUUCUACAGAAUUAUAGACUAUGACUUUUGCUAUACCAUUCAACCAUCAAAAAUAUCAAUUUCAAACUUUGAUAUAACAUUUAAAGAUUCUGGUUUUACUCCAAAAUCAAAUUUAAUAAAUAUCUCCAUUGUAUAAAAACUCAAUCAAAAAAAUCAAAAAUUGUAUUUAAUAAUCAUAUAAACAUUGUAAUAUGAACCAAUUAAUUUUUUUCAUAUUCAUAAAAAGAAACAAUAAAUAAAAACCAAAAUUAAAAU
Molecule: messenger RNA, 707 nt
Organism: Dictyostelium purpureum
Lineage: Eukaryota; Evosea; Eumycetozoa; Dictyosteliales; Dictyosteliaceae
Exons: 1
Coding region: 4-588 (194 amino acids)
Source: RefSeq, a predicted model, not a curated record